AACUUAUUGUUGGAGAUAAAACAUGAAAUCUGGAAGUUCUAUGUAUUUCUCACUUUCAUUCCAUUUCUGCUAUUAUUCUUUAUGUAUGACUGCAUGCAGUUAAGAUAUACCUAUAUAACUGAUGCUGAAUGAAAUACACAAUUUGUUUUUAAUUUAUUUUCUGUGAUAUUUUGAUAUUUUUGUAAUGUGCAUAGCAAUAAAAUAACAAACAACAAGAGUUAAGCACACAUCCAACACUAUUAAAGUUGCAUUGUUUUAACAUGUAAAUAUCUCAUCACCUUUACAUUACAGAACAUCUUCACCUUACUAACCUUAGAUCUUUACUGUUACCUUCAGAACAAUAAACAGAACUACUCUUUAGACUCUUAAUCUAUAAUAAUACAAAGAUAUAAUAUUUAAAGUUGAAACAAUGGUUUCAUUUGUAAUAAAGUGGUCAAAAGUGUCAAAGUGUACUGGGUCACGUACAUAGACUCACAGCAGCUGCUAAUUUUUACAUUUUUUUAGUGUUAUUUUUUAGACAUAAUGCAAUACAUUUAACAAUAUAGGUGAUUAAGGUUUGUUAAUAAACGUUGUUAUUUUGUGAAUGAUACCAAUAUUCACCUCAUAUUCUUUGCCCUCCACUAAGAGUAUGGAAAUUUUAACGUGACUCGAUUAUCGCUGAAUAACAAACAUGGCAGAAUCUCCAAUGUCACUUGAUGCGAAGGAAAAUGCGUGAAAUUGAACUUUGAACUUGCGUGUGAUCAACAUUUCUCCAUUAAAAUGCACAGAAUUUCAUCUUUUUAAAAAGGAAAGUUUGCAGUUUUUAAUGAUAUAUGUCACUUAUUUAAACUCUGAAUGGUUUUUGAUAUAUUUGAAGUCAACGUUGAAUAAUUAUACUGAAAGUUUAUUUUUGGCGUAGGAAGAAGCGACAAACAGCAUUCGAAGCUUAUUCUUUUCUCUGAUUGCUCUGAAUAAUUUAGAUUUGCAUAAAUCAACAAACAGUUUGCACAUUUUGAAUGGAAACUACGCAACCCUUCAAAACCACGUCUGUGAACAAGCCGGUUACUUCAUCUGUAAAAAAGCAGAGCUCAGCACAUUUAUCAAAUCAUAUUUUUGGCUGUGAAUAAUUUAUCAAAACACGACCCUCACCAUUUGAAAGAUAAUUCUAUUAGCUUUUUAAACAUGUAUGUCUGAGAACAUUUUAUUUUAUGUACUUUCUGAAAGAAGCAAUUCAUUUACACAACCUAUGGGAAUUCUGGCCUAUUCCAAUAGCCUUAUCAGUUGAUCUGUGAUUGAUUUCACGUGGGCCGGACAGAGACAACCAAAGGGCCAGAUAUGACCCAGGGCAGUAAAAUGCCCAGCUCUGCUUCUUCAGAAUCUUACACAAUAAACAUAAAUCACAGCUUUAACAGUUUUCAGUGCUUGUAGACAGAAUAAUUGUCAUCAGUCUCUGUGUGUAACAAUCACACCAUAUUCUGAAAAAGCAUUGAAGAGUCGACUCGGCCUAGCGUUUAGUCUCUUUAAGCUAACAGUAGUAAGGCGUGUUAAUGCACACAGAAUAAAGACAACCUGACUGAACUGAGAACAGAAGUCCUUCACUUCAUUUCUAAAACUUCCUUCAUAGGAGAGAGGGAUUUGAGAGUGAAAGAGAGAAAAACAUAACGAGAUCACGCAUCUUCCCAAAUCUACUGCGACAUAUCACAUGCUGUCAUAACCAAUAUAUAGAUGAAGCAGCAGAAAACACAUCAUUCUGUAAUCUGUUCAGUUUUUACAUUGAUAAAUGUCUGUGUUUUUAAUUAAAGGAAGUGGGAAUCUGAUAUUCUGUAUAUUCCUUUAUCUACUACAAUAACACACAGAUAUAUUACAGAAUAUUUCACUAUAUAUUUAAAAUACACAGGGAGAAAUACACAAAUACUGACAUACUGUAUAUUGGUAAAGACAUGCAGGGAUCAGAAAAUAGUAUUUUCCAAUGAAUCACAAGAUAUUUCUCUUCCUUAAGGGUAACUAGCGGUAUAUUAGCACAAUGCUACAUGAUACAGAUUUACUGUGUGUGAUGACUGAUUGUUGUCUAGUUUUCCUCUUUUUUAUUAAGACACACAUCAGCUGUGUUUUAACCAGAGUAACAGUUACUUUCACAUUUUCCCAUGGAACAAUUCACAUUUGUAAUCAUGCAUAAAAUCUUCACACUGUUUUAUUUACUUUCACAGCCUCUACUGUUAGACGUCUGUGUUUAUCAGAGAGACAGAGAAUGGACAGAAGAUGAGAGAAAGAAAAUGGAGGAAUCUGUUCCACUGACUGAACAUCCAAUUGAUGAAAUUAAAGAGAAGUUCAGAAAGUUAGAAGAAACUGAAAAAGAGCUAAAAGACACUAAACUGGAACUGGACAGAAUUUCUAAAUCACUGGAACAUAAAGACCAGCAGCUAGAGGAUUGUAAAAGACAACUAGAGAAUAAAGAUACAGAACUGAGAAACAGAGAGAAAAACAUGGAGGAGAAGGACGCAGUACUCCAAGAUACAAAUACAAAACUAGAGAAGACGACUGAAGAGCUACAGGAGAGAGAAAGAGUUCUACAGGAGAGAGAAAGAGUUCUACAGGAGAGAGAUCAACAACUGAAACUGAAAGACACACAGAUACAGGAGGCACAAAUACAAGUGGAGGAAAUGGAGAACAGACUUGUGGAGAAAGAUGAAGAAAUAAAUAAGAAAAAUGAAGAGCUGAAGAUUCUCAAAGAAAGUUUAGAGACUAAUGAGAAAACUCUUUCUGAGAGAGAUGCAGUGUUAAUGGAAACAAAUAAACAACUUAAAAAUGCCACUGAACAGAUGAAGGAGAAAAUCUCAGGACUGGAGAAUCUGAACAAACUGCUGAGGGAGAAAGAAACACAGCUGAAGAGCACAGAUAAAGAACUGGAAACCAGUACAAAUCAACUGGAGACACUGGGACAGGAGCUGCAGGACAAGCAGAGACAACUACAGGAGAUGAUGAUCGUAGUGGAACAACAGAAAACUGAGUUAACAGAAAAAAACAAAGAGCUUGAAGAGAAAGAGAGUCUUCUAACUGAGAGAGAGACACAGCUAAUGGAAAGAGACAAACAGCUUCAGGAGAAAGACAGACUUCUGACAGAAAAUACACAAACACUGCAGAUGAAAGAUGAGACACUGGAAGAGAAGGAGACACUGCUCAAACAGACAAGAGCUGAACUGGACAAAACAAUGAAGGAAUUAGAAGACAGUCAGAGACACAUGGAGGAGAAAAACACACAACUAGAGAAUCUGAACAAACUGCUGAGGGAAAAAGAAACACAGCUGAAGAACACAGAUAAAGAGCUGGAAACCAGUACAAAUCAACUGGAGACACUGGGACAGGAACUGCAGGACAAGCAGAGACAACUACAGGAGAUGAUGAUCGUAGUGGAGCAACAGAAAACUGAGUUAACAGAAAAAAACAAAGAGCUUGAAGAGAAAGAGAGUCUUCUAACUGAGAGAGAGACACAGCUAAUGGAAAGAGACAAACAGCUUCAGGAGAAAGACAGACUUCUGGAGGAGAAAACAAAGCAGCUGCAGGAACAAACAGAUCCAGAAUCAUCAGCCCCCAUCAGGAGAAGAAACAGCAAGGAAUGGUUACCUCCAGAAAUGAGUGGAGAGACUCAGGACUCAGCACCAAUCAGGAGAAGAAACAGUAUGGAGGGAAAACAUCCAAGAUUGGGUGGAGAAUCGUCUAGUCCUCAUUCUCCAGUGUCGGUUCCUGUAGCAGAACUGAGGCUGGUGCUGCUGGGGAGGACGGGAUCUGGAAAGAGUGCAACAGGAAACACCAUCCUGGGCAGAGAGGAGAAGAACCAGGCUGCUACAUCUACAGCUACAUCUACAGUCACCCAGCAGAGUGAGAGCACACAGGGGGAGGUGACUGGGAGGAAGGUGACUGUGGUGGACACUCCUGACUGGUUCUGUCCUGAACUCUCUCUGGAGAAGCUGAGACAGGACGUGGGACUCUGUGUCCAUCUGUCUGCUCCAGGACCCCACGCCUUCCUCCUGGUCAUACCUGUAAAGAAGCCUACAGGAGAGGAGAGAGGGAUGCUGGAGAAAAUGGAGGAGAUCUUUGGAGAGAGAUGUUGGAGAAACACCAUGAUCAUAUUCAGUGUUACUGAUGAACUUCAGAAGAAGAACAUUGAGGAGUUUAUCCAGUCAGGAGACCAGGAGGUCCAGAGACUUGUAGAGAAAUGUGGGAACAGGUUUCACUGUCUCAACAUUAAGGAGAGUGGAGAUGGUUCUCAGGUCUCAGAACUGCUGGAGAAGAUAGAGAAGAUGGUGGAAGGAAGUAGAGAGAAAUUCUACAGCAGUGAGAUCUACCUGGAAACAGAAUCUCAGAUUAGAGUCAUGGAGACAAAGAUCCUGAAGGAAAGAGAAGAGAAAAGGAAGAGAGAGGAGAUGGACAUGAAAGAAACAAUAAAAAAGGAGAUGCAGGACUCUCUGAGAAAGAUAGAGGGAGUGAUCCAGGAGCAUGAAGGAGACAUCAGACAACUUGAUGACCGAACAACUGAACUGGAAAGAAAGAUGAAAGAAGAGAGGGAUGAAGAGAAAAAGAAAGAACUUGAGAAGGAGCUGAAACGAGAGGUAGAGCGAAGGACAGAAAUGGAAGAAAAGGUGAAGAAACUAAAAGAAAAGAGAGAGAGGGAGAGGAGAGAGAUGGAGGAGAGACACAAACAGGAGAUGGAGGAGAUCAGGGAGGUGUAUGAAGGAGAGGCCAUGAUGGAGGCAGAGAGAAAUCUCAUGAAACUCAUCCUGCCUGAACUCCAGAGAAAUAUUUUGUCCUCAAAAACAAAGAUGCAGGAAGAUUUCAGCAGACAGAUGGAGGAGAAGAACAGAGAGCUGGAGAUUCUUAAACAGAAACUUUCAGAUCUCACAGAUACUCACAGUGUGCUUGAAGAGGUUUAUGAGGAAACGGUCAGAAAAAGCUCAGAACAAGAGAGAGCUGCUCUAAAAGGAGAGGCAUCGAAGGGAAUCUCUAAGAAAUUUAAAGAUUUGUUUCAGUGAGUAACAGAGUUUAUAAAGCUGCAGAGACUCACCUGGUCAGAAAUGAGGCAUAUGAGUGAUGAUGGACAUCACAGAGGAAGAGAUAGAACCCUAAGGAUGAAGAAAGAAGAUAAGAAACAGGGUUAAACAGUUUUUUUUCUAUGGAAACCCUGCAGGGGAAACGACCUAACAGCCAAUAAUUCUUAAAACAACAGGAUUUUUAAAAAUCAAGAUGGAUUGUCCAGUUGGCUACAAGAGUCCAGCACACUCACAAAUUAGUUGCAGAUUUAGUCAAUUCUGAUUAACAGUAAGAUUGUUACAGCUACUUUCUUGUCAUGCAGGACAACCUAACAAAUAUAAUGAGUGGGGAUAAUUUAGAACAUUACACACACUGAAGAAAUCACAUCAUGACCCAAAGUGUUUUAUUCUUCUUAUACAACAAUUUGAUACAAUUACAUUUUUAUUAAUUAAACAAGAACACAGUAAACUAUUUAUCUCUUUACAGCUACAUUUAAUGUUGAUGUUCAUCCUCAAAACUGCUAGUUACUGUUCUCACUUACAUUAUAACAGCUUGGAGCAGUCAUCACCCUUUCUUUUCUCUCUCUUGAAAGGAAAAGAAACAAAAUUGUGUUAUAAAACCUGCUGAUUGUUUCUGUGAAUGCUGACGGUUUGAUGACAUGACACACACUUUUCUGUCCAGCAAAUUCUUUUUGUAUUGGUGACGUUUCAUUAGCAUCAUAAAAAUAUAAUGUGGUGCGAUCAUCUGAACAUCGUCAGAACUACAUUAUAAAGACUCCUUUGAUCUUUCUAUAUUGCUGUAUUUGACAUCAUUUUACAAAGUAUUUCACAUUAUUGAUUAAAACUGCAGAUCCUUUGGAUUAAUAGUACUUUCAUAAUAUACUAGAAAAGAAUUGUCCAGAUUUGUUCAUUUCGCAAAAUAUCACCUUGUGCUACUGUCUGUAACAGAACAUUUUGAGACUUUUAUAUUGAAAAAAUAUUAAUCAGAAAAAUAUCAUCGUAGAGCAACAUCUCUGUGAAUCUUGGAAAUAUCUGGAAGGUUUGUCAGACUUUAUCAACUUUGGAAAACUUGAACCUUUUUACAUUUUGCCAUGUUGUUCAUGUUUUAUAUCUCAAUGAGAUGGAUAUUUUAUUUAAAAAAUUAUUUGUAAAAAUUUGUAUCAAUGU
Molecule: messenger RNA, 6170 nt
Organism: Hemibagrus wyckioides
Lineage: Eukaryota; Metazoa; Chordata; Actinopteri; Siluriformes; Bagridae
Product: trichohyalin-like
Exons: 6
Coding region: 2124-5006 (960 amino acids)
Molecular function (GO): GTP binding
Source: RefSeq, a predicted model, not a curated record